Clunio marinus is the source of this 1011-nucleotide messenger RNA. The record is from the annotation of a GenBank genome assembly. Lineage: Eukaryota; Metazoa; Arthropoda; Insecta; Diptera; Chironomidae.
AUGAAAAUUUUAAUAACCUUGAUUGUGCUAUGUGUUGUGAACUUUGAGCAGGCUUUUGGGUCACUAAGUGAAGAAGAUAUUCGAGAAAUAGCAGAUCUCGACGAUCAAUAUCAUUACAAAGAGUCGUUGCAGAAUAUUUUAAUCCCACGAGUUGUUGGAACGAAACAAUGGAAAUCUGUGCAAAAUUACAUUGUUCAACAAUUAAAAUUAAUGGAGCUAAAUGUUGAACUUGAUUCGUUUGAAGACAAUACACCAAUUUUUGGUCGAAUGAAAUUUGUAAAUAUUAUUGGAAAAUUAAAUCCAUCAGCGGAUCAUUUCUUGGUUUUAUCUGCGCAUUAUGAUUCAAAAUAUUUCCCAGAAGGAGAAUUUCUUGGAGCAACUGAUUCUGCUGUGCCUUGUGCAAUAAUGUUGAAUAUAGUCAAGACGACUUUACCUUACAUCAAACAGUUACUUGAAGGUAAGAAUUUGGGCUUAAUGCUUAUUUUCUUUGAUGGUGAAGAAGCCUUCUUGGAGUGGACCGACAGAGAUUCUCUUUAUGGUUCAAGACAUUUGGCACAAAAGUGGGAAUUGACACCUUAUAAAAAUGGAACCGAAAUUGAUCGAAUUAAUGUUUUAGUUUUAUUGGAUCUAAUUGGAAGUAACAACGCAAGAUUUGUGUGCACAUUUAGAAACACUUGCAAUUUAAAUACUCGAUUAAAUGAAAUUGAGAAAGUUUUAAAAUCGACGUCAUCCCUGAAGAGAAUUCCCAAUGGCCCGGCAAGUAUUUUCCUUAAAAGCUAUCGACAAACUGGUGUUGCUGAUGACCACAUACCAUUCCUUGUACGAAAAGUUCCUAUUCUUCAUCUGAUUCCACAGUCAUUCCCAGUUGUUUGGCAUACUAAAUAUGAUGAUGCACAACGACUCAAUCAACAAGCAAUUCUUAAUUUCAAUAAGAUUUUCAGAGUGUUUGUGGUUGAAUAUCUUUCAGAUUGUGCUGCUAAUCCAGUGUCAAGAAAAUGUAGAUUUAAAUAA